Messenger RNA from Dibothriocephalus latus, 1761 nucleotides. NCBI's taxonomy places the organism in Eukaryota, Metazoa, Platyhelminthes, Cestoda, Diphyllobothriidea, Diphyllobothriidae. The record is from the annotation of a GenBank genome assembly.
AUGAGGGAGUGGGAAGUCACCAACACGAAGGGGGCACAAUCAGACACCGAGGUUCGCUCAUGGCUCUCUGAUGGUGAUGGUGGCCGUGGUGGUGGUGGUGGUUGUGGUGGUGAAGUCUGUCUCAUGACGGAAAGGCAAGUAUUGGUCGCGUCAAUGUCUCCUCUGGUCUAUAAAAAUAAUAACUACGGGCUCCAAGAGAAUUCUGGUACUAUAGAAUCCGCAAAUGUUGUGGAUGGCUUUGCGUACCAGAAGCUUCCCUACUGCGAGGUUGAGGAGGAGGCAUUCUCGCCCACCACAGCUAGCAAAGACGCCCGGGCAGAUUCGGUGCUCUGUACCGAUGUCCAGGGAAAUGACCAGCCCUCAAAGGUGGCUGCACCGGUUUCUGAUCUACAGGAUACCGAUAAAGUCAAUAGUGAAUGGGUGGCAUCUGAUAGGUCUUCUAGCCGUCAGAGUAAAAGGAAGCCGAGGAAGAAAUCCUUUCUGUCCGUGAUCAGGAUCCAAUGUCCCCAAGUAAUCAGUUCUCAGGACUCAAAAGGCGACACUUCCAACGCGAAUUUCAAAUCUCCAGAGUCUUCCGAAAAACCGCACCUAGUACGCAGCCACAAGCAGCACUACAAACCGGUUAAAUUGCAAAUAGACUCGCCCAUCUUGCUGGAUGAUAAUGCUCAGGAUGAAAAUCUCAGCGACAUUGAUGUUCAGGCGGAAAUGGAACGGAAUAGACGACAUCACCACCAGCGGCAGCGGCAGCGGCAACGGCAGCAGCAGGGUGAAUUACCUGUAGUUUUAACCGUUCGCUCGAACCGAGCCUCAAACGGUCACGCAGAAAGCGUUGUCUCCAAGACUCCUGAGACGCCAGGUGCUCGAAAGGAUAGUAAUACGUUGGUUUCACAUCGACGGGAACUCGUAGAGCGUCGACUGCCUGCGUAUUCGCCGGACGAUGAUUCUGACGUUGAAAUGCAACUAGAAGGAAAGAGCAAGUCGUCGCGGCGGCUGGCCGAUCAAAAUAUCUUCUUAAGGCCCUCGUCCAGCCCUCAGGCAGCUAAAGAACAUGCAAAAUCAAAGGGACUGGAAGAAUGCGAUGAGGUUCUGUACACAAAGCGGCCUCCCGAGGUCCCCCUGAGAAUGAAGAGGGCUAAAAAGCAACCGGUUGAUGCUGUCGAUAACGGGUCCACAGACAUGCUCAGGAGUGAUGAGAGAUACGGGAGAACUAACGACUGCGCUCACGAUGGUCGCACUUCGCUGGAUGGACACCGGUCAUCUCUUCAUCAUACUGUCAAUCUGAAAAAUGGUUUGGCAGAUGAAACUGAAUCAAUACUACUAAGGAGAGAUUCAGACAGUAGCGAGUCGCGUUCCUCAAGGUCACAUCACGAGUUUACUAAUGCUGGUCGUGCCAUCUCUCCUCAGUUGCAUAGGAAAGGACACGCUGUGGAGACAUCGACAGUUCCCAGGCCAGGCGACAAGAGUUCUAGUUCCGGACACCACCGUGCUGAGUCCUCGAGACACCACACUGCAAACAGACCACCGGACUCUCCGGUACGUUCUCGAAACCACAAUUCUGUGCCCUCUGAGGGCUUCGAUGGCCACCUUAACAGCAAAAGGCCCAAAAAUAAACCCUCUUUGGAAGAUCAUCAACUACCAAAGAACUUACAUGAGGAAGAUCGUAGACGGUCUUGUGACUCUCCGCCGGUGACCACCCGAUCAGAAAGCCAGCACCAACGCCAUUCUGGUAAUUACCAGAAAGCCCCUAAAGGUACGUUGUGA